AUGCCCGGCCCCGUGGACACCGCAAAGUCCAUCACGAAGAAGCGGAAGAGGAAGCACGGCGCCCGCUCCACCGGAGAUAAUGACGAGGCUCCCAAGCCCGUCGAGGCUAAGUCGAGCCCAGCUGUGAAGGCAAAGAAGGCCGUUCCUUCACCCAAGCCUUCGGCUGAAAAGUCGAACAAGAAGCGCAAGGUCAGCCCUACGCCCAGCGACGACGAGGAAAGCGACGACGAGGAUAUUGAAGAGAUUGAGGACAAGGAGGAAAGUGACAAUGAGGGCAGCGAUGAGGAGACUGAAUCCGUCAAUGGCGAGGGCGCGGAUCUGCCUACCCUGGAUGAAGUCCGUCUGCCUCAGACUGAGGGUGUGCUGCAGAAGUUUACCGAGUUGAACCUGUCGGAGAAGACCAUGAAGGGUAUCCAGGAUAUGGGCUUUGAGACAAUGACCGAAAUCCAGCAACGCACCAUUCCCCCGCUGCUGGCCGGACGUGAUGUUUUGGGUGCUGCGAAGACCGGCUCCGGCAAGACGCUGUCCUUCCUGAUCCCCGCCGUCGAGAUGCUCAGCGCCUUGCGCUUCAAGCCGAGAAACGGCACCGGUGUCCUGGUGGUCUCUCCCACCCGUGAAUUGGCUCUGCAGAUUUUCGGUGUCGCUCGUGAACUGAUGGCGCACCACUCCCAGACUUAUGGUAUUGUCAUUGGUGGUGCCAACCGCCGCGCCGAGGCCGACAAGCUGGCAAAGGGUGUCAACUUGCUCAUUGCGACUCCCGGACGUCUGCUCGAUCACCUUCAAAACACCCAAGGUUUUGUGUUCAAGAACCUGAAGACCCUCGUCAUCGACGAGGCCGAUCGAAUUCUCGAAGUCGGUUUCGAGGAUGAGAUGCGCCAGAUCGUGAAGAUCCUGCCCUCUGAGGAGCGCCAGACCAUGCUCUUCUCUGCUACCCAGACCACCAAAGUCGAGGAUUUGGCUCGGAUAUCGCUGCGCGCCGGUCCGCUCUACAUCAACGUGGAUCACCGCAAGGAGCACAGCACCGUGGAGGGUCUGGAACAAGGCUAUGUAAUCUGUGAGGCCGACAAGCGCUUCCUACUCCUGUUUUCGUUCCUCAAGCGCAACCUGAAGAAGAAGAUCAUUGUCUUUUUCUCCAGUUGCAACUGCGUGAAGUACCAUGCUGAGCUGUUGAACUACAUCGACCUGCCCGUUCUGGAAUUGCACGGCAAGCAAAAGCAGCAGAAGCGCACCAACACCUUCUUCGAGUUCUGCAAUGCCAAGCAGGGCACUCUGAUCUGUACCGAUGUUGCUGCCCGUGGUCUUGAUAUCCCCGCUGUCGACUGGAUUAUCCAGUUCGACCCUCCAGAUGACCCCCGUGAUUAUAUUCACCGUGUCGGCCGUACUGCCCGUGGUGCCAACAGCAAGGGCCGCAGUCUGAUGUUCCUGCAGCCGUCUGAGGUUGGCUUCCUGAAGCAUCUCAAGGAGGCGCGUGUCCCCGUCGUCGAGUUCGAGUUCCCCUCCUCGAAGAUCGUCAACGUGCAGUCUCAGUUGGAGAAGCUUAUUGCCCAGAACUACUAUCUCAACAAGUCCGCCAAGGAUGGCUACCGGUCAUACCUGCAGGCGUACGCCUCGCACUCGCUCCGCUCCGUCUUCGACGUGCAUAAGCUUGACCUCGUCAAGGUGGCCAAGGGCUUCGGCUUCUCUGCCCCGCCGCGCAUCGACAUCCAGCUUGGUGCCAGCAUGGGCCGGGACAAGAAGCAGGAGCAGCAAGGCCGCCGGACAUAUGGCAGCCAGCCCAAGGGGGGCAAAGGCCUGAAGUUCAAGCGGAAGUACGACGACUAG
Penicillium macrosclerotiorum is the source of this 1821-nucleotide messenger RNA. RefSeq names its product ATP-dependent RNA helicase HAS1 (gene has1). The coding region runs from base 1 to 1821 and encodes 606 amino acids. Gene Ontology annotation, biological process: maturation of LSU-rRNA from tricistronic rRNA transcript (SSU-rRNA, 5.8S rRNA, LSU-rRNA). The record is from RefSeq and is a predicted model, not a curated record. Gene Ontology annotation, cellular component: nucleolus. The transcript has 3 exons. NCBI's taxonomy places the organism in Eukaryota, Fungi, Ascomycota, Eurotiomycetes, Eurotiales, Aspergillaceae. Gene Ontology annotation, molecular function: ATP binding; nucleic acid binding; RNA helicase activity.